AUGCAGACUGAGGGUGAAAUGCUGACUGAAGACUGCAUAUCAGGGGUAAAAUGCGGACUCUGUUUUAAAACAACCCGCAUCCCCGGGAAAACUUCAAGAGUCUGUUGGGAUCGAGGCCGCGUGUGUCGUGAGGGGCUGGCAAUAAUCGUUAUGGCGAUUGAUGUUUCGAACUUCACUUUCUCAGAUGGUUUUGACGUUGAAUUAGUGUUUUAAGGCAAGAACGAUUAGAAACGUAAGUGUUUGAAUACACAGUUCACAGCCAGAUAAAUACAUUUUCUUUGUUAAGGAAUAAACAGUUCUGCUGAGCAACACCAGAUAGCUUAAACAAAUAUGUAGCUCGUGUAUACUUUGUUCGGCCUUGAAAGUAGUAGCGAUAGACUUUCAUCACACAUCAGCAAUUUUUAUUACUUGGAUAAUAACAACCUGUUUCUCAUACCUUUGUUUUGCGCCGCGAAGUUAGGCGUGCAAAUUCUUUAAAUUUAAUACAUAUUUGUGGGUGCGAGAUUAGGAUCUAAUUAAAACCUCCAAACAUUAUCCUUAGGUGUUUGCCUUUCUUAUUCCGCUCGGUGUUUCACUUCAGCAUUGACCGGAAGUAAAUAUGCAGCUACCAUGGUCAACUUAACCUAUGUCGGGCUUCUUGUUGGUUGACAAGGGCUGCCAAAGAAAUUUAGUUUUGUUGUGACAUGUCUUUAUUCACUGGAAAAAUGGCAGAGUCUUCCUUAAAUUGAAACAAAUUAGUAGCAAGGAGAAGUCUUAGGUUCCUUUUAAGUCUAAUCAUUUAGAGAAACCAGAAAUGUUCACAAAUUUCAACUAAAGAACUGAGUCUGCAAUUUUGAGUAAUUUUUUUAAUUAAAAGAAAACUCAACUCUAUGUCAGCCUGUAGAGUGGUAUGUUGCUCACACCAAUCAGAUCGCUGCAUUUGGGUAUGUAUCUCACACCAAUCAGAUUUCAGCAUUAGGGUAUGUAUCUUGCACCAGUCAGAUUGUGUCAUUAGGGUAUGUGUCUCACACCAAUCAUAUCACAGCAUCAGGAUAUCUUACGCCAUCUCAGCAUUUGGGUAUUGCUGUCAUGCAAAUAAUGUUGUGUAAUCAGGGGGCUGUAUGCAAAGAUUGACAUUAACCAGAAAUUUUGGGCUCAUUUGAUAAGUGUAAUGGUUUGUGGCCUUUGUGAGAGCCUUUGCGAUUGAGAUCGAUAUCAAAGGUUUUGCAUAUAACCUUUUUGUUUCAUUUUUAAGUUAAAUGUGUCAUCUUGGACUGCACAUGAUUACAUGUUAAUUACUUGUAAAGAACAUGCAUUUUAGCACGUAUUUCACACUCAGAGGGUAAAGUUCAGAUUGGCAACAACCAAUCAAGGAGCCCUCUUUGAAAUGUUAUCCUUUUCUCUUGUUCAGUGUACUUUCACUUAUUCGAGAUUGCAAUAUAUCUUUGGUUCGGGUCUAUUGCAGAUACAACAGAGUUUCAGUUUGCUUUUUGUGGUAAAAUUACUUGUAAUUAUAGUUUUGUGGCAACUAACUUUAGACGAAUAAUUUUGAUUUUCUCUCUGUUAGAGGAACAGUAGUAACCAUAGUCUCUUUUGCAACUGCCAUUUGGUCUUGUCACACAACGCUUUCUCUUAAGGGUGAAGUAAUGCAAUAUUUUUGUCCGUUCGAAGGUUAUGGUCUUUUUCUGUUACAAAAAUGAAAACAUUAGGUGCACAAAGUGUCCCAUCUCAACCUGCCCAGCUAGAAAAAAAACUCUUGCAUGUUACACAUGUCUAUGUUACCCUGGUUUGCAGUCUUCAAUCUGCAUUCUUCCCUCAGUCUGCCUUUUACGCCCAGUCUGCAGUCUGCAUUUUACACUGAUGGUUCUUGUCGUUCAUGCCUCUCAGGUGUAAUGGUUGUGGCAGUUUCAAGAUGUAUGUUUUUUCCAAUGACUUUUUAUUAUCCUUGUGUUACUUUUCUCUGGGAAAAAAUGUUUAUUAUUUUGCCCUUUACACUCUUGCAUCAGUUUGCUUGUAAGGUACUGUCAAGGGGAAUUUGUUUAACACUCAAGAGUAUCUUUGGUUACUGAUCAUUUCCUUUGCUCUUGUGACCUUAAUGUGUGAUUAACGGAUCAUAUUGCAGGAAGAAACAAGAUACUAUUCACACUUAGGGGUUACAUGGUUCGUGUUUUGUGAGAAAAAUUUUUUUCUAAAUCUGUAAUUUUACUAUCCCUGAUGAAAGAAUUCUAAAUAAAAAAUAAAAUUGACUUGUGGGUUUUAAUUAGUGAUCUAUUCUUUAAACAGGGUUUUCAAACAUGAAUGCUUCAAGUGAAAGGCUUUUUGAAUGUCCUUCCUGUGACAAGAGAUUUGCAUCGCAAGCAAAGCAAAAGCAACAUUUAAUUACACACACUGAGGAAAGGCCUUUCAGCUGUUCUUUCUGUGACAAGACUUUUCAACAUUCUUGGACCCUUAAGCAACAUGAAGCAAUACAUGGCAACAAGAAGCCUCACAAGUGUACGAUGUGUGAUAAGAGUUUCUACACUGCUUUUAAAUUAAAGACGCACCUUCGAGUACAUAGUGAUGAGAGGCCAUACGUUUGUAACCAGUGUGACAAGAGCUUCCGUUGGUGGAAUUCAUGGAAAGUACAUCAAAAAUGGCAUGACGGGUUGAAGCCUCACAAAUGUUCAUCAUGUGACUACAAGACUUUGUAUAAAUCACAUCUUGUGGAACACAGAAGACUUCAUACUGGUGAGAAGCCUCACAAAUGCUCUCACUGUGAUAAAGAGUUCCGCACCAAAGCAUCACUUCUCUUUCAUAUAAGAAUACAUAGUGGUGAAAAGCCUUACAGUUGUCCUCACUGCGAACGACGAUUUUCUCAAUGGUCAACACUAAGAGGUCACAUUAGUACACAUACUGGUGAGAAGUUAUAUCAAUGCUCAAUUUGUGAUAAGGAAUUCAAAAGCAAAAAAUGUGCUUAUAAACACUAUGCUGUAGUGCACAAGAAUGAGAUAUCUAGCUCUGGGAAAAGCUACAGCUGUAGUCAGUGUAAAAAGGUUUUCAUUGACUUGGCUGGUGUUGAAACUACGAUCCAACUUACUGAACCUGUACAGCAAUCUGAUGCUGGUGAAAACUUUGGACUAGUAUCAGAUUCCAGUCAUGCAAAUGUGUCAAGCACUGGUGUGGAGUAUUUUAAAUGUGAUGUUUGUAGCACAUGGAACAACUCAAAUCAGGUUGGUCUAAAGUUGUCUCAUCACUCGUCACACCCUAAAAUCAAAGUGAAGAAAAGGCAGUUUUCUGAAAAGACCUUUAAGGGUGAAGAAUUUUCUGGACAAUCAUCAGCUGACAAACCAUCAUUUCUCCCUAACAAGAAGGAUUUCAGUAACAAGUGUUCUAAACAACCAAAAGUUGUAAGGACUCAGAUUUCGCUGAAUAAUGAAAAACAGAAAAUUAAUUGUCAUAUUUGUAACAAGCAGUUCAAGAAGGAGAGUCUUCUCGUGAGCCACUUGAAAACACACACAUGUGGCAAGUGUGGUGACGUGUUUGAAAAUGAAGACAGUUUAAGACUGCACAGGAAAACCCACAGGGAGGAAAAAUGCUUUAAGUGCGAUUUUUGUGAUAAGAAGUUUAAGGAUAAAGGACAUUGUAAUAGACACAUGUGGAUCCACGCUGAAAGCAAACCUCACAACUGCUCUGAGUGCAGAAAGUCUUUUGCAGAUAUAAGUCAACUGCAGAGGCAUAAAAAAUGUCACCUAGAGAAACGUUUUCAUUGCAACGAUUGUGGUAAGUGGUACAGAUGGGAAUUCUACUUUAAAAAACAUAGAUGUAAGAAAAGAAAGAAAGACCAGAACUCUUUCAUGUGUGACAAUUGUGGUGAAUCUUUUGAUAAGGCGGCUUCUCUUAAAACACACAAAAGUUCUCCAUGUCUAAAGCAGCUAAAAGUUGAUACAAGUGCCCUUAGUGUUGAGGUGGUUACCUUGGUGUAAGUGAAUUUAGUACAAGAGAUAGUGAAUUAAAAAAAUUAACGUUUUAUUAACACUUUUUGUUAUAAGGAAUUUGUGAAAUUAAGGGUCUACAUAAUAACGACGUAAUUUUAGCAAAUGUUAAGAAAAAGAAGUACGAAAUUUUAAUUUAUUCAAUGUUUCAAUGUAGCAGCUUACAUCAUUAUGUAGAAAUUUUCAGUUUCAGAUUUGCAUAACCCAUGCUGUUGUACAAUACUUAAGGAUUUUUGAUUGGAGGGAAGUCAUUUGACCAAUUAAAUUCUAAGAAUAGCCAGCAUCUAAUUUCUCCUUACAGUAAAACUUAAUCAUACAUUAAGACCAUUAGAACAAGGGAAACGAUCUCCAACCUAAGAAGCUGGGAUAGUGAAACAAAUUCUCUUUGUCAAUACAAGAGAAAAUGUAUAUAAAAGAGUAUGAAGAAUAUGGCCACUAAUGUUAGAGUGUGAUUGAAUGAUAGAAUGAACUGUUUGAUUCAGAUUGUAACACAUUUCACAUAGAAUGAUGGGGCCUAAUUCUUUUACCCUUUCCACCCUAACAUCAGUAUGCAUAUACCCCAUGAAGCUUUUGAACUGUGCAGUGUAGUAUAUCAAUUUAGUUUGUUAGAAAUCAAAAUGUUUUUAUUUGGUGUUUUUUUUCCUAUUAAUAUAUUUUUAUAAAAUUAAAGUCUUUAUACUGAUUGUGUUAGCG
This is a messenger RNA of Pocillopora meandrina, 4643 nucleotides long. The record is from the annotation of a GenBank genome assembly. NCBI's taxonomy places the organism in Eukaryota, Metazoa, Cnidaria, Anthozoa, Scleractinia, Pocilloporidae.